Messenger RNA from Plectropomus leopardus (leopard coralgrouper), 1419 nucleotides. The record is from RefSeq and is a predicted model, not a curated record. Lineage: Eukaryota; Metazoa; Chordata; Actinopteri; Perciformes; Serranidae.
ACGGCAGGUAAGGAAGGAGGCUAUGAGUCAGUGAGCAGCAGCACAGAGAGUCUCCCCCUGUUGGCAGACUUCGUGCUUUAUUACUGUCGACAUGCAGACCAGCCUGUUCUGGUGCAGCUCUACCAGGCCGAGCUGACCCUGGCUGGAGGAGAGAAGCGAAGGGAAGUGUUUAUUCACUCUCUGGAGCUCGGCCACACUGCAGGAACCAGAGCCGUUAAGGCCAUGGGUGCUGCCAGCAAGCGGUUUGGAAUAGAUGAAGAGCGGGAGGCUGUCCCUUUAACACUAAGUGUUGGCUACAACAAGGUGGCUGUUAGCGGGAGGAGUCAGUGGAUGCAGACUGAGAAAGUUUGCACAUCGAUAAAUCUGUACAAAGCCUGCAGGAACCCUGAGCAGCUCGAUUCUAGAGUCGAAAGUCUGCAGCUGACGAUAACAGAAGUCCUGAAGAGGCAGUGCUCCAAGUCUAAAAAGGGCUACAACCAGCACAUCUCUUUAUCGCACGUGAAGGUGGACAAGGUGAAGGUGAACGGGGGAAAAGACGGGACGACCUUUGCUGUGUGUCUGGAUCAAGAUGAGAAGAAGUUCAUCCAAAGUGUCACCAGGUGUGAGGUGUCUCUGUGCUGUAAACCAGGAAGCAGCUCAGACUGGAGGUCCUACAAACCCUCACCUGGACAAGUCCAACCUCUGCACCCGUCCUACUGCUCCCUGCUCUGCCUCCCCAUCACCUCCUUCUCUGCCUCGCACCCCUGACAUACUUUUUACUACAAAAAAAGAGGAACUUGUCACCAAAAAACAGUGGUAGAAAAGAUCCAGAUCCAGGCACUCAAGAUGGUUUGAAAAGCAUAAAAGACCUUUAAUUCAAAGGGCUAAAAAACAUUAAAAAGAUGUAUUUUUAAUUGUUUUUUUCAUUGUUUUUUGAUUAUAAAUUCCUCUUGUUUUUUGAAGUCUUCCCCUCCAUCAGCACCGGUGGUUUGAGGGGCACCACAAGCCUCCUGCUGCGUGUCUUUUACACUCUUUACUUUUUACUACACGGAGGUGAUACUUUAAACCAAAACAACACCGGAUUCAGAGCAGAGAUGAUGAGUAGAUGAGUGGUUGUGUCACUUUUAUUGACCUACAUUUAUUUCAGGUUUGUCCUGAUGCUGGUAUCAAGGUGUGUCACAUUAUUAGUACAAGAAGGAGCGUCUGACUGGAUUGUGUUUUUCCUCGUUACAUAUUGAACUUUAUGCAACUUCAAAUAUAACAUUAAUGCCAGUGCUCUGUCUGUAGAGCUGGCUGUACUCCAAUUAUCUGCUGUCAGGAGUGUAAAAACUGAUUACUUGAUUACCGCUGUGUACGUCCUGUCGAUCCACGACAGAAUUAACCCCCUUUUUUUUAAAGAAAUGUGUAAUGAAAUAAGUUAUUUAUUUUGAAAUGACAGCA